AGCCCACUUGUUACUAGGAUCUUUGACUAGGAAGUCUUAAACAUUCCACCAAUCCCGAACGUUCGACAAGUUUAGCCAUCUUGCAGUAGGUUAAGUGCAGAGGAGUGAAAUUGGUUGGCGAACGGUGACAAACUUCUAUCAUCGACGAGAAAAAAGAGUCACAAGAGCGUGAUUUGUGUUCAUUUCAUCAAAGCGGUCGAACACCAGAUUGUAUCAGGACUUGAAACAAACAUUCAGGUUUCGAUUAGGUGGGCACUAUUUGUGUCAGAAGAGCGUACUUUGAGUUUACUCCAUCGAAGCGGUCCAACAUAAGCGAUAUCAAACACUUCAAACAAAAGUCAUGCAAAUUCCGGAGCACUUCACAGAAUUAUCUAUCCGGAUGUCUGAAGCACUUGAUGACAGUGGAGCUGACAAGGAAACUGUAUUGGAGCGGAGGAGAACUUACUUGCUGAGGGAGCUAAUUGAAAAGAUAGGACGGCAACUAGAAGGAGGUAACGUUGAAUGUUUUCAUUUCGGUAGCCAGUCGGAAGGGACCACAACUCCCGGUCUCCAGUCUGAUAUUGAUUUCCUAUCUAGUUUCAAAACAUACAAUAUCAUGACCGUCUGGGAAGACUGGAAGGCUUCGAUGGUUAACUUACUGAUGCUCCGCGACGACACCAUUCCACCACAACAGUACUUGCUACAAGUCAUCCAAGAAGACACACCGGAACCGGAGACCAGUCUGAUCAGUGAUAUGUACGUAGCAAAAGAUACUGGGCAAGUACUGUUCAGCGCUGAAAGAUUGAAACAGAGCUAUGAGUAUUUGUUUAAGGUAAGGAAUGGUGGAGAUGCAACCAGAAAUGGGCCUUCUGUGAGUUUUGUACCUAACUGGGAUAUUGUACACGCAUUUCAUGUGCUCAAACCGCUUCCUGAAAUACAACACUGGAUAGACAGAUGUAGAGGUAGACCAUGGCCGUCUGUUCAUUUACUUGAGGCUGCACGGGUAGCGCCGUGUUUCCUGGUACCAGCCGGUCAUCCAGACAGUGACUACAAGCGCGAAGAAUGGCGACUGUCUCCAAAUCUAAUAGAACGGAUGUUGAUGUUUAGCUUUAAUAUGACACAAAUAAAAUGUUACAUUUUGUUUAAACUAAUAAAAAAAUCAUUAUUCGCUAAAAUUGUAGGAGAAUCUAUUACAAGCUUUCAUUGUAAAACUAUAAUGUUUUACACCAUAGAAAGAACACCUCCUUCUCUAUGGUGCGAACACAACCUUAUGUUUCUUCUUUUGCUCUGUUUACACGUAUUAAAGCGAUGGCUGCGAUUGGGAAGGCUCCCGCAUUAUAUCAUAGAAGGAGUGAACUUGUUCGAUGGGAAACUCUCAAAGUCGCUUCAGAAACGCCUUUUUGUGUAUAUAGACUCAUUGAUACGGGACAACUUGCAAGAUGUAUUCUAUAUUAAUAUAGAUAAUAUAGGAUGUCGGUUACAAGCGUGUAGUAUGCGGUACAUUGUACAGGCUGGAGAACUCAGAGGUGUAUGCUUACGUCACAGCAUCAGAUUACUGCUGAGGUUUGAGGGUUGUGAAAUGUUGGUAGUUAGGUUGAUAGAAUUACAACAUCGUCAACUCAGUUCUCAUACAACCUUCGAGCAAGAUUUAAAAUAUGUUAUAUACAAAUUUUAUAAAAACUCAACGAAUGUCAUACUUAAAUCUGCUGCUAUCGAAUGGAUUAAAGACCUUUACGCUUUACACAUUUCAAUUCAAGGAACUUCUUAUUUGCGACUACAAAACGUUCUUGACAGCGAAAAUAUAAGGCGUGUUCAAUAUUCCUUAAAUUCGGAUGUAGCUUCUAGUCGCUUAAAGUUUGCUUCUAUGUUGUACUGUGGUGGUCAUCUUCGAGCGGCAGUUCGAGUGUUGAAGGAUGUAGAGGGGAGGUAUCACAGCAAUGUCAAGACUGUGUGUGGAUGUAAAAAAAUGCAAGGAGACAGGGAUCUGACGGUGUUUGCAAAUAUGUUAUCAGGCAACACUGACAACGAAUUCAGCAAACAUUUUACAUUCUGUGUCAAGUUAUUUAGGCAAGAAUCGUACUGCACUCCUUUCAUAUUGCUGUUUGAAAUGAAUCGCAAUAUCAGUGAAGAGGAAGUUGCACAGAGAAAUAUCAUAGAGAAACAGUGGAUGGACACUGCUGAGGUUGAUGCUCGUCCAUUCCUACACUAUCUUCAGUACCUCACGUAUGGGGGACUCGGUGAACGUGGCAAUCAGCUUAAUGCGUUGAGAUUCUUAGAGUCUUACAUAGGUGAUGAAAGAAGUUGGAUACACAUGCAUCACGCUGAGACUUCAAUAAACUUGUUGGGAACACUGCUAUGAAAUGGAAGGAGAGUAUGAAGGUGCGUUAUAUUACUACGAACAUUCGUUGCGUAUUAACGAUACAAAUAAUGCUGCUAAUUGGCACUUCCGGCGUGUUUUGCGUAUUAUGAGUGGUUAAAAAUACGAUCUAGAAAGGUUUCUAACAAUUUGUUUAUGAUGGCAGUUAACAUAAUGUCGUUUUUAAAUUAAUAUAAAAAAUUAUAAGUUUGUAGUAAUGUUUAUAUGUAAACCCAGAAUGAAAACAAUUUAAAUUUGUUCAAAGAAUCAUAAUGACAAUGUAUUCUAGAUCAACACAUAAUUCAACUUCAACAAUUUUAAGGAUAUAGAUACCUGACAUUGUCCUCAAAUAUUGUGAAAGGAUUUAUUUUUAAUUAAUUGUAUUAUGCGCAUCAUAUGAAUACAUUUCAGUUUGAAUGAGUGUGUUUCAGUUACUUUUAACUAUGCUAUUUAUUUAGAGAUCAGAUGUCGUUGUUCCUGUUUGUUACUUAUUUUUGCUCAAUAGAUUUUCUAAAAGCUCUUUU
This is a messenger RNA of Dreissena polymorpha, 2859 nucleotides long. RefSeq lists its product as uncharacterized. Bases 341 to 2338 code for a protein of 665 amino acids. The record is from RefSeq and is a predicted model, not a curated record. NCBI's taxonomy places the organism in Eukaryota, Metazoa, Mollusca, Bivalvia, Myida, Dreissenidae. The transcript is spliced from 4 exons.